Molecule: messenger RNA, 3740 nt
Organism: Sus scrofa (pig)
Lineage: Eukaryota; Metazoa; Chordata; Mammalia; Artiodactyla; Suidae
Gene: CHRNG
Product: cholinergic receptor nicotinic gamma subunit
Biological process (GO): monoatomic ion transmembrane transport
Cellular component (GO): postsynaptic membrane
Molecular function (GO): transmembrane signaling receptor activity; acetylcholine-gated monoatomic cation-selective channel activity
Source: RefSeq, a predicted model, not a curated record
UAGUUGGGUUCAUAACCCAUGGAGCCACACCAGGAACUCCCAACCCUCCCCGUUUCAAGCUCACCAGGCCCCAGUCCCAUGCCUCAGAGAAUGGGGGGACACUGACCUGGUGCCCUCAUUUGUGUUAAGGUGUCGUUGCCUGGGGGACAGAGCUGGUCUCUCCCGUGGGCACUUGGCCUUCAGCGUCUCAGCCUGGUGGAGUCACCAUGGAGAUGUCAGGCUGGUGGGACAUGUUUGGGACGAAACCUGCUUACCCAUCAGCUGUCACACAAACACAUCCCCCAAAUUCUGACCCUGGUCAAGGCCCCUCCUCAGCACCCUGCCUUCUCUCCCCACCCAUCUGUCCCUGGCUGGUGUCCUCGGCCCCCAGCUGGAACAUGGAUGGAGCCUGAGCGUGGGGACAGAUGCUGGACCGUCUCCGUUGGGGCAGACGGGGCCCCUCGGUCCUCCCCAGUCUGGGUAACCUGACCCUGGCAUUGUGUCCAUCCUGGAACAGCUGACGGCUCUGUGGUCAGACAGCUGGUGGGGCCAGGCUGGCUGGGGUGGGAGUGUGGGCUGUUACAUGAGACCCAGAGCCUGCAUCUCUCUAGCCCAGGCCGGGGGAGCUGCAGUCCCACUGCUGUCACUGCCGAAAGCUGCGGCGCCAUGCACGGGGGCCAGAGGCUGCUACUCCUCCUGCCACUGCUGGCUGUCUGCCUGGGGGCCCAGGGCCGGAACCAGGAGGAGCGGCUGCUCGGGGACCUGAUGCACAACUACAACCCCCACCUGAGGCCCGCCGAGCACGACUCGGAUGUCGUCAACGUCAGCCUGAAGCUCACCCUGACCAACCUCAUCUCCCUGAAUGAGCGAGAGGAGGCCCUCACCACCAACGUCUGGAUAGAAAUGCAGUGGUGUGACUACCGCCUGCGCUGGGACCCAAGCGACUACGAAGGCCUGUGGAUCCUGAGGGUACCGUCUGCCAUGGUGUGGCGGCCUGACGUCGUGCUGGAGAACAACGUGGACGGCGUGUUCGAGGUGGCCCUCUACUGCAACGUGCUCGUGUCCCCCGAUGGCUGCGUCUACUGGCUGCCGCCCGCCAUCUUCCGCUCCUCCUGCCCCGUCUCUGUCACCUACUUCCCCUUCGACUGGCAGAACUGCUCCCUCAUCUUCCAGUCCCAGACCUACAGCACCAACGAGAUCAAUUUGCAGCUGAGCCAAGAGGACGGUCAGACCAUCGAGUGGAUCUUCAUUGACCCCGAGGCUUUCACAGAAAAUGGGGAGUGGGCCAUCCGGCACCGGCCGGCCAAGAUGCUGCUGGACGAGGCGGCGCCGGCCGAGGAGGCAGGCCACCAGAAGGUCGUCUUCUACCUGCUCAUCCAGCGCAAGCCCCUCUUCUACGUCAUCAACAUCAUCGCGCCCUGUGUCCUCAUCUCCUCCGUGGCUGUCCUCAUCUACUUCCUUCCCGCCAAGGCGGGUGGCCAGAAGUGUACUGUUGCCAUCAACGUGCUCCUGGCCCAGACCGUCUUCCUCUUCCUUGUGGCCAAGAAGGUGCCCGAGACCUCGCAGGCAGUGCCACUCAUCAGCAAGUACCUGACCUUCCUCCUGGUCGUGACCAUCCUCAUUGUCGUGAAUGCUGUGGUCGUGCUCAACGUAUCUCUGCGCUCCCCCCACACACACUCCAUGGCCGGAGGGGUCCGCAAGGUGUUCCUGCGGCUCCUGCCCCAGCUGUUGCGGAUGCACGUCCGCCCACUGGCCCCAGCGGCUGUGCAGGACCCCCGGCCCCGGCUAUGGAAUGGCUCCUCCUCAGGAUGGUCCAUCCCAGCUUGGGAGGAGGUGGCCCUGUGCCUGCCCCGCAGUGAGCUCCUCUUCCGGCAGCACCAGCGCAAUGGGCUGGUGAGGGCAGCGCUGGAGAAGCUAGAGAAGGGCCGGGAGUCCGGGCAGAGCCAGGAGCUGUGUGGCAGCCUGAAGCAGGCCGCCCCCGCCAUCCAGGCCUGCGUGGAAGCCUGCAACCUCAUUGCCCGCGCCCGGCACCAGCAGAGUCACUUUGACAGUGGGAACGAGGAGUGGUUCCUGGUGGGCCGAGUGCUGGACCGUGUCUGCUUCCUUGUCAUGCUCUCGCUCUUUGUCUGUGGCACUGCUGGCAUCUUCCUCAUGGCCCACUACAACCGGGUGCCCGCCCUGCCAUUCCCCGGAGACCCCCGCCCCUACCUGCCCUCCCCUGACUGAGCCAACCAAUUGCUGUUAGCCACGCAGUGUCUUGUCAGCUGUGUUCUGCUGCUGAGGUUAUGAGGAGGCUCUCUGGGGAGCCCCCUUCACAGUCAUAUGAGCCAACAGGCCCUGAGAAAAGCUGGGGAAAUAAAGCGGCAGAGCUGGAGCCCUGGAGUGGUUGGGGAUGGGAUGUGGGCAAAAUGUGCUCGUGGGAUCGGCAUCCACGUGGCACUGGCUUGCUGGUCCUGUGAUUCCCCUCACUUCGGCAAAGUGUCAACAACUCCCAUCAUUUCUGAAGCCCUAAGGACUCUGUUUUUUCCUAUCCUGACUAGGCAAGGUCCUAUCCUUCCAGGUCUGGCCCUCUUUUCCCUUCUAUGAGUUCCCUGUAGGCUCCUGAAGGAGGGAAGUCAAGAGAGAAGUGAAGAGUAGCAGCCAAUGCUCUCGUGAAAGAAAGGCAGCUGUCCACUCCAGCUGGCAUCUGCCUGCUUUCUGGGUGCUGUGAGCACCCAGUACUCACCUGUACCAGUGGUCUUUCCAUUCGGAUGCAUUUUUGGGGUCACUGAUCACCAAACAUUUUGUGAGUUCUAGCAUCUUUUUCCAUGGUUAAAGUAAGAGCUCCUCAUAGCAUCAUGGAAAAGCAAGAGUCACUAUUCCCCCGUGUUUGGCCUGGGCAAACUGGGACCCAGAGUGAGGGGCUUCCCAGACCAGUGGUGGCUAAAUAAGGUUUGGAGUCCAGAAUUCCCAACUCUGACCCAAUCGUCAACACUCCGAGAAAGUUCGAUGGCCUAGAAAACAGACACUUCCUUCUUCUCUUCUCACAGGCCAGGGCAUGUAUUUGCACUGGUCCCAAAGGAGGGGUCGAGCUAGGCAGGGAGGCAGGAAGGCAGGGAGGCGACCCUGACCAGUCUCCCUUUGCCCCUCUCAGGAAACAUGGCCAGCUGGUCUUUCUGAGGGAGAAGACUCUGCUUUGAGAGUAUAGCUGGGGCCUGAGUUCUGGUGGUGACGACUUGGGCAAGUCAUUUGUGUUCCCUCAGCCUAUUUCUUCAUCUAUAAAUACGGGCACAGGUGUCAGUUCCUCUCUACCCUCAUCACAAGAUCAAAGGUGCAGUGAAAGUGACUAAAAAGUGUUAAAGUGUCACAUAAAGACCUGAUAAUGGAGAGGGGAGAGGACCCCGGAAAUAACCCCCUCCCCCACGUGGAGGGUUGCUGGCUUUGGGAAUCAGUCACCACAAACUCAUCUCAUUUACUCCAGUGUGUGUGUGUGCGCGCCCGCUGUGCAUCUGAAGCAGGGGCUUAGAUCUGGCAGGCAACUGGAGGAUGGUGGACCAUCCCUGGUUCCUGUAUGCCUCUUACUAGCUUAGUCACCUGGUAUUGGUCCCUCAAUCUCUGACUGCUUCAGAAAGCGGAGAUUAGCUCUGUAGCUCCUGGCAGAAAUAAGCAACGAUUAACAACAGCUAUCGCUUAUGAGGGGCACCUGUCUACCGCCUACCACUGACGGUCCCGUUCAAUCCACACGCCAACCUGAAGAGGCGGAUACUUUCAGUACAGGAUCG